Pelobates fuscus (common spadefoot toad) is the source of this 2515-nucleotide messenger RNA. It is a transcript of the gene GPM6B, whose product is annotated as glycoprotein M6B. NCBI's taxonomy places the organism in Eukaryota, Metazoa, Chordata, Amphibia, Anura, Pelobatidae. The coding region runs from base 241 to 1227 and encodes 328 amino acids. The transcript is spliced from 8 exons. The record is from RefSeq and is a predicted model, not a curated record. Gene Ontology annotation, biological process: neuron projection development. Gene Ontology annotation, cellular component: plasma membrane.
AGGCGCACAGAAUGGCCAUUUUGAAGCUGGGAGACUGCGUGACGUAUUGAGCUCUCUGGAAGAGAUCUUGGAGGACCAGUAGGCAGAGCAGAAUAGAGGCUGACAAGUCUGCAUCCUGGGAAGCUCUACAAGCUUACAGUAGGAGCCCAGAGCCACUCAAUCAUUGCAGCUCCUAAAUAGAAGUCUAGGGGCAAAGUGUUUGUUGGAAAGGGGAUUUAAAAAGCAUUCUUGGUGCAUGGGAUGAAGCCAGCCAUGGAAACUGCAGCAGAGGAAACAACUGAACAAAGCCAAGACAAAAAAGCAAACAGCAGAGCAGAAAUGGAAAUUGGCAGGUACCACUGGAUGUGCGGGAGUUCAAGGCCACAUCAAUACCACCAAGUGCCAGCAAUGAGAGACAAUAUGAGUCCUUUGGGGAUUCAAGGUUGCUUUGAAUGUUGCAUAAAGUGCUUGGGAGGAGUACCAUACGCUUCACUGGUGGCCACCAUUCUAUGCUUCUCUGGAGUGGCUCUCUUCUGUGGCUGUGGCCACGUUGCUCUCACAGGAACAGUAACAAUACUUGAACAGCACUUCUCCUCAAAUGCCAGUGAUCACGCUCUUCUGACUGAAGUAAUACAAUUGAUGCAGUAUGUCAUCUAUGGCAUUGCAUCUUUUUUCUUUCUGUACGGAAUCAUUCUUUUGGCAGAAGGUUUCUACACCACCAGUGCCGUAAAGGAAAUGCACAGUGAAUUUAAGACGACAGCCUGCGGACGAUGCAUUAGUGGAAUGUUUGUCUUUCUGACCUAUAUUCUUGGUGUAGCCUGGCUUGGUGUCUUUGGCUUCUCUGCUGUCCCUGUGUUCAUGUUCUACAACAUGUGGUCAACCUGUGAAGUUCUCAAAGCAUUGUCCGUAAAUAUGACCACAUCACCGGAUCAGAUCUGUGUAGACGUCCGGCAAUAUGGUAUCAUUCCAUGGAAUGCUCUGCCCGGAAAAGCAUGUGGAAUGGCAUUGGAGAACAUCUGCAACACCAAUGAGUUUUACAUGUCCUACCACCUUUUCAUUGUGGCAUGCGCCGGGGCAGGAGCUACUGUUAUUGCACUGAUCCACUUCCUCAUGAUUCUGUCUGCAAACUGGGCCUACUUAAAGGAUGCCAGCAAAAUGCAGGUCUACCACGACAUUAAGACAAAGGAAGAACAGGAGCUUCAAGACAUCCAGUCACGGUCUAAAGAACAGCUCAAUUCUUACACAUAGUACGAUUAUCCGAGUAACAUCACAGAAGAACCAGUAGCUCUUAUUAUUGGUCAGCUAAUGCAGAAGUGUAAGAAUAUAAAUAAAUAUAACGUUCCUAUUGGACAUAAUUCUGUACAAUUAGUAAAGGAAAAAAACCCAGUGAGUAACACAAUAUUCACAACUUACUUCCUUUUUUGUAUUUGAUCUCAGGCAUUUUAAAAGGCAUCAAUUUAUAAAAAGUCUAAACUGGAUGGAAUGAGUAGAAUGUAGGUGAAUGCUCAGUUUGUGGAAGAAUGAAUUGUUCGGUUGUUGUAGCAGUCAUUCGCAUCCAUCUGAUUACAAAAAGGUUUAAAGUGGAAUGAAAUAAAAAGCAGAAACUUGUAAAAAAAAAAAAAAAAUGUUUAUGAAAUAAAAAAAGUCUCAAGUGCCAGAGCAUUAAAAUACACACAUACCAACACGUUCCACUGUGUAAUUGAACUAAAAUAUGUGUAGACAUCCAUUUCCUGAGCAUUAAAAACAAAAUCCUGAAUCUGGGUCGGGAGAACCUAAUAUUUCUAGAUCAUAAACUUUUGUUUUAUCUCCUUCCAAGACACGUAUAGUUAAGAUUGUUUUCUUGUAAAUCAAAUUAUGGGGCAACACCUUUCAACAUUGGUGCACUGAUGCUAUGUAGUAUUACAUUGUUGCUGUAAGUCACUUCAUUAUUAUUCUGUGGUCAAUUGUGAGUGUUAUACAGUUGCACUUAAACAAAAUAUGAUUAAAAAUAUAUUGAAAGAAAAUUAGAAAACUGGAAAAAAGUGAUAAUGUAGACGGUACAUGUUACAAAAAUUAUAAAAAAAAAAAAUACAGAAAAAAAAAACGCCCAGUCUACUUGAUUAUUUAGAAAUAUUUCUUAUUGUUGAAUUGUGAACAAACAGUGUUCAGGUAUUUUGUUUGGUUACAAGCCUAAAAAAAGGCAAUUUUGACAAAUUAAAAAUGAGAAAUUUUAUUGUAUGUAAAGAAAAUGUAACAUACUAGCCUAGCUUUCUGUUAAGCCAAUGCAUGGGAAAUGUCAUAACUAAUUCUACUGCAAUGCAGGUGAUUGUUUUAGCCCCAUCUUCUCCUGUACGGAUAAUGAAGGCAAUGUCCCAUUUUUCUUUUUCCUUUUUCUAUUCUGUGUAGUUGCUGGGAGUUUUAUUUUGAUUUUGUUUAGUGAACUAUUUUUAUGUUUAAAAAAAUAAAUAAAAAAAAUUACAUUUUGCUAUGUAUAAAUUUUUGUAACUUAUAGUGAAUCAAUAUUUUCUAUCAGUGCCAAGGGCUUCCUGUAGUUAUA